AUGUGCCUGGUUGGACCUUCAGUGAAGUACCUGCCGCAGAUGCUGGAAUCUCUGGGGCUUCCGAUCAUCUCCUACGACACACAGUUCUCUCCAAACUCAAGGCCGGCCUUGUCCUUGCAACUAGCGCCCACCAUGGGUCAGAUGAUCGAUGUGCUCUUUGCUUUUCUCAAGACGUUCUCCUGGUCAGACUUCUCCUUCUUGUGCACGCUUUCCUAUGGCUGUCUCGACGAGAUCGCUUCCAUCAGGAUCAAAGUUCAGGAGUUUCAGCGCCAGCAAAAAGUCGGCAUCUAUGGCGGGGAUGCGUUCUCCUACCGGCUGCUGUCCUACGUCAACUUCACCGAUGGAAGAGACCAGAACGAAGUAGUGGAUAAGUUAAAAUACCAGCUACACAAGGACUCGAGAAUCAACUUGGUACACGGAAGUGGAGCAGAAGUGAAAACAAUCAUGGAUGUGGCCAAGGAACUAGGUCUUACAGGACAAGAAUAUGUGUGGAUAUUCACAGCUGCUUCCAUCAGCAUUUCUGAGGAGAAUCCAACUGUGGAUGACAGUUAUCCAUUAGGCUCAUUCAUUAUUGGAUUCAACAGCGGUAGAGAUGACAUGGAGACUAUAGUCAAGAUGGGGGUCAGACUUUGGCUGGAAGGGCUGAAUUCUUUGGCCACAUCCUCAGAUGUGGAAAGGGUUGACUUCAAGACAGGCUUCUCCUGUACCCUGCCAGGAGACUUGAUGUUUGAUGAGUCUGGUGUCCUCAAGUCCAACAAGUUCUGGAUCAAGAAUGUUCAGAGUUCCAGUUUCUAUUCCAAUAAUGAUUACACAAGAAAGAGCAAAAGGCAUCAAAACAAAGCCAGUGCAAAUCUACACCUCCCAAGGGAAAACCUGAGAAAUAUGUGCUCAGAGUUGUUACCUGGAGGGAGGAACCUCAUGUCAUCUACAGCGAAAAGAUCAACAGCACAGGUGAAGCCUCAGAGACAUGCAGCACCAACUCUUUACCUUACUCAACAUGGAACCAAAGACGUGUGCUGUACAGGGCUGUGCAUCGACCUACUCAUGAGGCUGAGUGAGAUGCUCCAUUUUCAGGUUGAGUUGUCUGAAGUCUCAGAUGGAGGCUAUGGAAGCCCACUCAAUAAAAACUUCACUGACUGGAAUGGAAUGCUGGGAAUGUUGAUUCACAACAAAGCUGAUAUGGCUCUUGGAGCUCUGUCAAUAACACCAGAAAGGGCUGCUACGGGAAUAUCCAUCAUCGUGGCCAUCAGAGAGGGAGUCAUUUCACCGACAGCAUUUCUAGGAUAUAACAAACUCAUAACACUUCCUAGCUCUUAUAAAAUUGAUCUGCCAUUAGAACCAUAUGAUUAUCCUUCUUGGAGCCUGAUUCUUGUGUUCAGCGUGCAUGCUACAGGAGCUUCCAUGUUCAUCUUUGAAUGGUUGAGCCCUUAUGGAUUGAAUCAGGGCAAGACCUCUUUCAGUGUGCACAAGUUCUCACUAUUCCGCUCAUUCUGGUUGAUUUGGUCAAUGCUCUUUGGAGCUAGUGUCACCACGGACCAGCCACGUGGAAUUGCCAGUCGAUUCCUGGCCAACAUUUGGGCAUUGUUUGCGGUGGUGUUCUGUGCUUCCUACACUGCCAACCUGGCCGCUUUCAUGAUCACCAAAGAUGAUUUCUAUGACCUCAGUGGUAUCCAAGACUGGAGGUUAAAAAAUCCUCACCACCGACACCCACCAUUCAAGUUUGCAACCAUUGCCAACUCGUCUACUGAUGCAAACAUUGAGAAAAACUACAAGGAGAUCCAUCGUUACAUGAAGUCUGAGCCACAGACAGAUGUCAAGGAUGCCAUCCAGAAUUUGAAGAAAGGACAUAUUCAAGCAUUCAUCUAUGACUCAACCACACUGGAGUAUGAGGUUGGAAAAGAUGACUUCUGUAAGCUGAAGACUGUAGGCAAGAGAAUUGCUGAAACAGGAUAUGGUCUGGCAUUUUCUAAAAGGUCACAAUGGGUGCAGGACGUCAACAAAGCAAUCCUACAGCUGCAAGAAAGUGGGGAGAUUGAACGCCUGCAGAAGUUCUGGCUGGUGGGUGCAUGCCAUAAAAAGAAAGAAUCAGGAGUGUCAAGUCAUACAUUAGGAAUCUUGAAUUUCACAUCAGCAUUUCUCUUACUGGGAGCUGGAGUCCUUCUGAGUAUCAUCUUGCUCAUCUUGGAACACAUUUACUUUCGGUUUGGCAGGAAGUCUUUGAGAAAAUGUGACAAACAGGGCUUCUGUUCACUGGUGAGUCUGAGUAUGGGACAGUCCUUGACAUUUGAGCAGACGGUGAAGGAGGCCAUGGACUACCACCGACACUACAAGUGUAAGCAUCCACACUGUGAAACACAACUCUGGAAAGUCAGACAUGACUUGGAUCUUGCCCUGUUGAAGAUUUCUCAGCUGCGGAAACACAUUACUUCAGUUGCACAUAUCAGUUCUCAGUCUCUAUCAUCAGAACUGUCAUCUGAACAGUCAGAGAAACCAGUUUCUCCUAACUUCCCAAAGUUCUUCAGAGAGAAUCAAUCAACAACUAACUAUCAGUCUACAGGGAUGUCUGUCCCCACAAGCUCGCUCAUGUCAGAGCUGUCGGAAGAUGAUAGUGAUUUCUUCACUGCUGGAAGCUCAUACAAUCAUUAUAACCUGCAUACAAGUUGCCCUUAUGAUACUAGAUACUCUAGGGUACCAAAACUAAACCACUUGAAAUCAGAAACCAACAAAUCAGAAUCCAAGAACGAUGAGAGCAGUGUGAGGACGGUAACAGCCAAGUCUGGCAAUAUUUGUAUGAAUAUUGAUGAAGUCAUUGGUAAAGAAACAUCCUUUUAA
Candidula unifasciata is the source of this 2832-nucleotide messenger RNA. The record is from the annotation of a GenBank genome assembly. NCBI's taxonomy places the organism in Eukaryota, Metazoa, Mollusca, Gastropoda, Stylommatophora, Geomitridae.